Cladocopium goreaui is the source of this 1048-nucleotide messenger RNA. The record is from the annotation of a GenBank genome assembly. NCBI's taxonomy places the organism in Eukaryota, Dinophyceae, Suessiales, Symbiodiniaceae.
GGCAAGCAAACUGGCGAUUUAAGCAUCAGAGUUGGCACUCCACCACUUUCACAGCAUGCCACUUGCCACUCUGAUCCCCAACGUCAUCAGCUACAGCGCCAGCAUCAGUGCAUGUGAGAAGGGGGCCAUGUGGCAAGCAGCGCUGGCCUUGUUUCAUCAGAUGCCGAAAGCCAAGAUCCGUCCAAAUCUCCAUGCGCACAAUGCCACAAUCAGCUCCUGUGAGAAGGGUGCCCAAUGGCAUUUGGCUCUGAAGAUAUUUGGUCUGGCUAUUGCCACAGUCACUCCGGAUGUGGUGACAUUUAGCGCCACCAUCAGUGCAUGUGAAAAGGGUCAUCAAUGGAAAGUUUCUCUUCAACUGCUGGCGACGCUUAGCGAAUUCAAGGUUGUGGCUAAUGCGUACACCUACAGCGCAGCCAUCAGCUCGUGUGAGAAGGCUUCACAAUGGCAACGUGCUGGCCACUUGCUCCUCGCUAUGGCCUUGCACGAGGCGCCAGACCUCCACUGCCACAAUGCCAUGCUGAGUUCCUACGAAAAGACCUCCCAGUGGCUGCGGGCCCUGGAAACGUUGCUGGCGUUUCCCUCAGCCAGGAUUGCAGCAGACGUGUACAGCUACAGUGCGGUCAUCAGUGCAUGCGAAAAGGGGGCACAAUGGGACUUUGCCCUACAUUUUUUGCACUCCAUGUCACUUGUCACUGUAAUCCCCAACGUCAUCAGCUACAGCGCCAGCAUCAGUGCAUGUGAGAAGGGGGCCAUGUGGCAAGCAGCGCUGGCCUUGUUUCAUCAGAUGCCGAAAACCAAGAUCCAUCCGAAUCUCCAUGCGCACAAUGCCACAAUCAGCUCCUGUGAGAAGGCGACCCAGUGGCAACAAGCCUUAGCCAUUUUUCAUUCUGCCAAGGUCAGCCCGGAUGUGGUGACCUUCAGUGCAAUGAUGAGUGCAUGUGAGAAGGGAACGCAGUGGCAAUCCGCACUGUCCCUGCUGCAAGAGUGGCGAAGAAAAACCAAGCCCGGCCUCACUGCAAUCAGUUGCAAAGAUAUCCUAACGUCCUAG